Messenger RNA from Rhizopus microsporus ATCC 52813, 981 nucleotides. RefSeq names its product S-adenosyl-L-methionine-dependent methyltransferase. The transcript is spliced from 7 exons. Bases 1 to 981 code for a protein of 326 amino acids. Lineage: Eukaryota; Fungi; Mucoromycota; Mucoromycetes; Mucorales; Rhizopodaceae. The record is from RefSeq and is a predicted model, not a curated record. Gene Ontology annotation, molecular function: methyltransferase activity.
AUGGGAAACCGUUUUACAAAGUGUCGUAUUAAGUUGACCUUUAAAAAUUAUAGCGAGCAACAGCAAGAAGUAUUUGACAAGGCAACGAUGGCAGAAACAGACCAAGCUUCCAUGGAUGACAGCACAAAAAAUAUCACUAUACCUACUACAAAACGAGAGUUUCAUGAUGUUCAGACCUCAACUUAUUGGCUACCCAAGGAUGAUAGCGAACAGAUGAGGCUUUCUGCACAACAUUAUGCGCUUAAAGAAGUGUUCAAAACGAAUGUAUUGUCCAGCGUUAUAGAAAUGUUAGAUUUCGAUAGAGGAAUAGACAUUCUGGAUGUAGGAUGUGGUCCAGGCGCAUGGAUUAUAGAUAUGAUGGAUGACUAUCCUAACUGCAGAUACCAAGGUUGUGACAUGGUGGACGUUAUCAACAGAAAGACUAUGCCUGAGCAACUUAGGUUUUGUACGGGAAAUGUAGUUGAGGGGUUACCCUAUGCUGACAAUACAUUUGAUUUUGUGCACAUGAGGUUAUUCGUCCUUGCUUUACGAAGCGAUGAAUGGCCGAAAGCUAUCAAGGAAAUCUUACGUGUUACUAAGUCCGGAGGAAUCGUCCAGGUUCUUGAACCUAAUUUGGAUCUACCAAAAGAAACGGACAACUUAUUUUAUAAAGCAAAUAAGGCCUUGCAUAUUAUAUGUCAGCAAAGAGGGCAAAUCCCUUCUGUUGGCAGAGAGCUGGAAAGAAUGCUGAGAGAAGCUGGUAAUACUAAAAUAUUAGAAUCAGUGUAUAUUCCGACAGAUACAACCACAGGCACAAUAGCUGCCAAAAAGUUAGCCUGGAGCUGGUCAGAAGGAGCUCGAGGAGCCAUGUCGGUGCUUGGACCCGCCAUGGGAGUAACCGAUGAGGUAGAACAGCAAAAAUUUGUGAAAGACUUUCACAAGUGCAUGCUUACUAAAUGCGGAUUCUAUAACUUUAACGCAGUUGCUGCUCAAAAGCUUUGA